Solea solea (common sole) is the source of this 2252-nucleotide messenger RNA. RefSeq names its product dual specificity mitogen-activated protein kinase kinase 4-like. The record is from RefSeq and is a predicted model, not a curated record. Gene Ontology annotation, molecular function: ATP binding; JUN kinase kinase activity. Gene Ontology annotation, biological process: MAPK cascade; protein phosphorylation. NCBI's taxonomy places the organism in Eukaryota, Metazoa, Chordata, Actinopteri, Pleuronectiformes, Soleidae. The transcript is spliced from 13 exons. The coding region runs from base 357 to 1667 and encodes 436 amino acids.
UUGACAUGUCAGUGUCAGCUGAUUGCGGUCGUAAAGCCUCUCGACUAAGCUAAGGUUGCUGUUCGCGUUAGCCUAGCUCGGUGUUUGUUUUUGUUCACGUUACCGCACAGGCAGCAGCUUUUAAUCGAGCCCCAAAGUGGUUGUUUUUUAAAGAAAAAUCUCCAAAACAAAUUCCCGUAUCACCUCGACGUAUUUGUGAAAUAUCGUGCCGUAAUUCGGUCGCUCGUCGUACGGUGUGGGUUGCCGUGAGUGAGGCAGCAGUUGCUGUUGGCAGGGGAGGGAAGGGAGUGUGAAGUUACUGUGUUCCGUGUCUCUGCAUUGCAGCCCGGUCAGUGCUGCUGCUGCUGCUGCUGCUGAUGGAAUUCAAACACACAACAAUGGCGACUCCCAGUUCCAACAACUCGACGACACCGAGCGGUCACAACGGCAACACGGGCGCCGGAUCUGCAGCAUCCCACUACCAGCACCAGCAGUCCCAGUCCCAGCACAUCACCACGAUGAGCGGCAUGCAGGAGUCCAACACCUGCUGGAGAUGUCAGAGCGAAACAGGGUUUCAGAUAAACCUGUCUGGAGCUCCCCCAAGUAAACGCAAAGCCCUGAAGUUGAACUUCGCCAACCCUCCAAUCAAACCCACGACUAGGUUCACACUGAACACAGCGGGACCGCCUUUCCAGAACCCACACAUAGAGAGGCUGAGAACACACAGUAUUGAGUCAUCGGGAAAGUUGAAGAUUUCCCCAGAGCAGCACUGGGACUUCACCGCAGAGGACCUCAAAGAUUUGGGCGAGAUUGGCCGCGGGGCUUACGGCUCCGUCAACAAGAUGGUGCACAAGCCGAGUAACCAAAUCAUGGCAGUCAAGAGAAUUCGGUCAACGGUCGACGAGAAGGAGCAGAAGCAGCUGCUGAUGGACUUGGACGUGGUCGUGAGAAGUAGUGAUUGUCCGUACAUCGUGCAGUUUUAUGGCGCUCUGUUCCGAGAGGGUGACUGUUGGAUUUGUAUGGAACUUAUGGCUACCUCGUUAGACAAAUUUUACAAAUUUGUAUAUUGCUCAUUAGACGACGUGAUUCCAGAAGAAAUAUUAGGAAAAAUAACAUUAGCUACUGUGAAAGCACUUAACCACUUAAAAGAAAACUUGAAAAUAAUACACAGAGACAUCAAACCGUCAAACAUCCUCCUGGACAGGAAUGGCAACAUAAAGUUGUGUGACUUUGGCAUUAGUGGUCAGCUGGUGGACUCCAUCGCCAAAACCAGAGAUGCAGGGUGCAGGCCAUACAUGGCCCCUGAGAGAAUAGACCCCAGCGCCUCCAGGCAAGGCUACGACGUCCGCUCUGACGUUUGGAGUUUGGGAAUCACACUGUAUGAGCUGGCCACAGGACGGUUUCCCUACCCAAAGUGGAACAGCGUGUUUGACCAGUUGACCCAGGUGGUGAGAGGUGACCCUCCACAGCUCAGCAACUCGGAGGAGAGACGCUUCUCCCCCAAAUUCAUCGCCUUCGUCAACGUGUGCCUUACAAAGGAUGAGUCGAAAAGGCCAAAGUACAAGGAGCUACUGAGAGACCCGUUCAUUCAGAUGUACGAGGAGCGUUCGGUCGACGUAGCCAGUUACGUCUGCAAACUCCUGGAUCAGAUGCCUGCAUCUCCCAGUUCCCCUAUGUAUAUGGACUGAAAGCAGAAAAAACACAUUCACUCAUCGCUAAAAAAAAUACACCAGUCUACAUCAAUAAAGGUAUUGGGGGUGAAAAAAGACAAAAGAAGUCCUAAUGUAAAUUUUGCUUGGUCCAUUUAUUGCAGUGUUAAGAGAAAUGUAAAGAAAAAAAACAAACGCCAUUUUCAAUAGAAGUGGUGUUAAUUUCAUGUCUAUAUAAUAUAUAAACGUUAACACACCUCUGUUUCCUGCUCACAAACACACAUUGACGCACAAAGUAUAAUAGCAGCAGAAUCAAUCAACUGUGGAUGCAUCUUGUUGAUUAGUAGUGAUUUAAAUAUGACGAGAAAAUAACCUGGAACUUGUAUUUAUAAAACCAAAAAAUCAUUUGGAAGAUUCUUCUACAUACUGGAAUCGUGCUCUCUGUGAAUCGUCUCCGCCUCGUCUGUGUGCGUGAAUGAAAGCAUCGUGUUUUGGUAUCUUUAAUGGAACUGUGCUUCUCUGGGUUUAGAGCGGUUUAAAGUGUCAUGUCAGAGCCUGCAGUCCAGUUAGGGCUCACCGUGCAGUGGACUGUACUGUCUGCUGAUGUAUGAAUAAAAAAGAAAA